GUCAGGAAUCACUGUCAAUAUUAACCUGUACAUUGUAUGUCAAAUUCACCGUAAUGCUUGAGGCAAAAUUUUUUCGUGUUUUAUAAAAAUUUCAAUAAGAUGUCUUUCGGGUACUACACAAAAUGGUGGAUUGCAUCCAAAAAGCAGUUGGAGGAUCUCUACGCCAGCGAUGCAGCAUGGAGAAAAAAGGCUAAGCCAAUCACGGAUAGAAACCUAGCCAACAUGUUGCUGGGGGGUUUAUAUGCGAGAUACGCCAUGUUGUUCCAAGAAUUAGACACAUGCUUGGACCAAAUGGUUCAACCACAAAAGCGGUUGACCGUUAGAAAGUUGAUGGACGCUGCUACCAUAAGGUUGUGGGAAUUCAACCAAGAGCUUCGCAAAAUUGACCUCUCUGAAUAUCACUACGUCGAUGGAAGUUUGAUAGAGUUAAAGCUAGUCCCGUAUGAUGUAGAGAUACUACACCCAGCAUUGAAGUAUCCAAGACCCAGCGACGUCGAGGAUAUGGUUCAAAGGAUCAACAGAGGAGAGAAGAUAUUCAUUCCACCUGAGCUUAUAAUUGAAAAUGAACCGGUAGAGGGAGCAGAAAUUGCUGAAGGUGGAGACAAGCCUCCUGACGUGACACCAGAAGAGGAGGAGGCUGCUAAAAAAGCUGCUAAGAAGCCAAAGCCUAAGAAGUUAGUGAAAGAAGAGGUAGUGUUAUCUCCGGAAGAAAUAGAAGCCUUAAAGCGCAAAGAAAGAACUACCAAAUGCAUCAUGCUGAUACAGACAGCCGAACGUGCUAGACAAGAAAGGAUUUAUUUCAACAUCAAGAAGGCGAUUUUUGAGAAAAAACAGGCUAUGAAAACGAUGCCGCCUAGCCAGCAGAAGAAGGUUCAACAAGUCAAUGAGACAUCCCUAUUGGAAGAUACAACUUUGAAGCUGCAAAGUUGGUGGAGAGGAUGCAGUGACAGGCUCAAACUGAGGGCCAAAGAGGUUGAAAGACGGAUGCUGAUUGGCACGUACGAACCCAGCUGGAAGUCAACAGAAGCCUACGACAUCUUCCAAAAGAACCUUGAAGUCAGAAGAACGUACAGGGAUCAACGAAUCAAGGAAUACAUCCAGUCCAUCGACGACGAAAGGACGAGAAUUCUAAGAAUUGUUGCUCCUGGUCUCAUGGAGGAUAUCGGAGACGAAAUCAGGGAAUGGUUCCGUGUAUGGUACAAAGAGAUCAGAAUGUUUGACAAGUUUCCUCCAGAAGAGAAGGGAGGUACAAUCUUGGUGGUUCGUGGUGAAACUAUGACACCCAAGGAGUACCUGGAUGAUUAUGAAAAGAAAAGGAGAGAAAAAGUGAAAAACAAGGGCAAAGACAGGGCAAAAGUAGAAGCUGAAAAAAAGAAGAAGGCUGAGGCAGAAAAAAAGAAGAAAGAAUCAGAAAAGAAGAAGAAAGAGGCUGAGGCUGCGAAGAAGAAGAAAAAGAAGAAGAAGCCUUCUGAGUAUGAAUUCGAGUAUAACGAAACUGCCGGGUUACCUAUUUAUGAACAAGGUAUGAAGGAACAUGCGGAGAUUUGGGACCAACGCAACGACUUGGAUAACCCAUUGGAGAAACACUACAUGGAUAUGAUAACCGAUAGAAAAUGCUAUGAGGUACAAAUAGAAGUGAGACAGAAGAUAGAUGAAGCUAUGAGGAUAGAACUGGAAAUGUUAGAAGACGCCUUGGAGCAAGAUAGGAUUCGGAUGGGUAAGAAGAGAAAUAAGAAGAAGAGGAAAGGGAAUAAGGGAAAGAAGAAGAAAGGAAAGAAAGGGAAAAAAGAUCCUACUGGGGAUAGGACUACGGAGGACUUGUUCCAAGAGCUUGUUAAUGAGGGCAUCAUCAGGUCGUAUCCGAAAGUAUCAUUGAGCGAAUACCAUGGGGAUUUCAGCUAUAAGAAUUGGGAUCUUAGGAAUGAAGACUUUGAUCCACCUGGCACUCUUUUAGCUACCAUGAAGCACCCAUGAUGUAUCGUGAGGUUAUAGGGGGAUACAGGGAAAAGGGGUGACGCCACACGGACUCUAGCGAGGGAACACGUGAGCAUGCUACAUGAACAUAUUCUGGCCCCGCCUACGAGAUUCGCCUGGUGGAACAUCCGCGUACGACAGAGACCUUCUACCACCUACGGAAAAUCACAACAUCACAAGAGAAAAAAAUUCUAUUGGGACGGGAUUCGAACCCGCACAGCACAUUUCGACUGAUUAGGAGACCGUAGCGUCUACCACUACGCCACCGCUGCUGCCUGUCUCGUAACAUGAAAUACUUUUGGCUCUGAAAGUUCUCGUCCAUGACGCCUGCAUUCUGGGUUCGUAUUCGCUAGGCUUAUACGUUCUUCAUUUUGACUCGGUCAAGCUCAUCAUUGGAUGAGGUCUAUACAUUGCAAGCUGAGAAUGUGAAACAUUCUACCAAAAGAAGCCUUUUCGAAUUCUACUAAUUUGAUUUUCUGUAGAAGAGAUAAACAGAUAUACUACAUGACAUUCUUAAGUGGAUUAUUUCAAAAACCAUAGACUCUACAGCAUCCAGGAGCAAGCUACAUCCCAGAUCAAUUGACGAGGACGUGUUGUAAUAGUGGAAAGUUUAGAAGUCAAAGUAUUGCCUCUUCGUAUUUUCUUACAGAUGUAAGACAGGCAGUGAUAACGAAUUGCAUCAUUCCCUUGGGCGUAACUUCAAUGCAAAGGCCCAGAUCAGUGCUGAUAGCAGGUCCAAGACAAAGUGGCAAACACCUUCUAGCAAACGCCAUUUUCAACGAAACCAAAUGCGUUCUGUUCGAUCUAUCUCCUGAAAAAACCGCAGGAAAAUAUCCAGGUCCCAAGGGCAUGAAGAUGUUCAUGCAUCUCGUCUCCAAAAUGUCCAAGUUGUUAGCUCCUUCGAUCAUAUACUUCGAUGCUGCUGAGAAGAUUUUCUAUAAGAAGGUGCCUAAGGAAGAGAAAGAGUUGGAUCCUAAGAGGAUUGGAAAGAAGUUGAUGAAAGGGGUUAUCAAAACAAUAGGAAAGGAUGAUAGAGUUCUUAUAUUAGGUAUAACUGGUAGACCGUGGCUAGCUCAAGGAGCCAAACUGAAGAAGACGUUCGAAAGGCACAUUCUGAUUCCGCGACCCGAUUAUAACAGUGUUUACAUUUAUUGGAGAGAACUUCUAAUGCCUUAUCAUGGUGUUGAUAGGAAUUUCAACGUCACAGCUCUUACUAAGGUCACAGAGAAGUAUCCCUUUUCCGGACUGAAGUCUCUACUGCAUUUGCAUAUUUGGCGCAGCAUGGUUUUUUGGUUCGCUGGUUCUAAACUUGGGCUCUGUUUGUCUCUAUGAAGACACUUGAGGGUCACUUCAAGAUCAUUACAAGGGCACUUCCAGAAAAAUGUGUAGCAACUGAGCUCCAGCACAGUGCUCAAGCAAGUGCUGGAAGAAGUUCUAGUACCAAGGAGGAUCGUCCAACUAAAAUUUAAACCACUGACUUGUGAAGAGAUAUACGAGGUCAUCGUGUCCAAAAGCAUUGAGCCAAUAACCGACAAGGAGUAUAAGAAGUUCACGAAGUACUACCAGAGUACUCCGCUUGGAAAGGAGAAAAAAGCGUUCAAUAAAUGGGCCGACUUCAAGAGGGAACAGGAGACAAAGCAAAAGGAAAAACAACAGUCCAAGACAAAGUGAAAAUCAUUGCAACAAAAAAGUGUACGAUUGUUUAGUUUCUCAAAUGUGUUUUAUAUUCAGCUUUAAGUAUCAAAUACAAACAUAUUUUUUUAUCUUGAA
Messenger RNA from Acanthoscelides obtectus, 3744 nucleotides. The record is from the annotation of a GenBank genome assembly. NCBI's taxonomy places the organism in Eukaryota, Metazoa, Arthropoda, Insecta, Coleoptera, Chrysomelidae.